Messenger RNA from Carcharodon carcharias (great white shark), 1874 nucleotides. It is a transcript of the gene mgarpb, whose product is annotated as mitochondria localized glutamic acid rich protein b. Lineage: Eukaryota; Metazoa; Chordata; Chondrichthyes; Lamniformes; Lamnidae. The coding region runs from base 138 to 845 and encodes 235 amino acids. Gene Ontology annotation, cellular component: mitochondrion; mitochondrial outer membrane. The record is from RefSeq and is a predicted model, not a curated record. The transcript has 7 exons. Gene Ontology annotation, biological process: anterograde axonal transport.
CGCUGUGAGUGGUUCGAUCAGGCAGAGGUGGGGAGAGAGACGGGAUCUCCCCGUUUAAAGCAGGACAGCGCCGAGUGUUGCAGGCAUCGUCCGCACCAUUAGCUCCCGCAAUUGACCCGCAGAGUCAAGCGGGCACAAUGUAUCUCUGCAGGAUCGCCUGGCACAACUUAGUGCCCUUGGCAAGGGUCCGGUCUUCCUCACGAUUAGUCGGGAACAUGUACAGAAAUGCAUCCAUCCGCCAGAUGUCUUCUGGUGGUCCUCCUGGCUCCUCAAGCGAGAACAUGGUAUAUGCUCUGAUGAUUGGUGCAGUGAUUGCAGGUGGAAGUGUUUAUACGUACAAAGUUCUCCGCAAGGACAAAGCCAGGUACAAUGAGAGAGUUGCAGAGAUAAUGGAACGCCCGAAGAGUGAGUGGACAGCUUGGCAACCAAAGAAGGAAGAUGAAUCAGAUCAAGUCCAGUCUCCUGAAGUUGUUGAAUCGAGUGGAGAGCCCUCGGAGUCAGUAACAGAAGAGGUCGAAGUCCCUGCAGCUGAAAGUGCCGAGCAACCUGAAAGCUCUGUAGCAGUUGUAGAACCCAACGAGAGCCCAUCAGAAGGAGAAGCUGCAUCGGAAGAGGAAGUGAUAGAAGUUCUGCUGCCGCCAGCUUCAGCAAAAGAACCAGAUGAGGUCCAGUCUCCUGAAGUGGUUGAAGCUGCUGGAGAGGUCACCGAGUUGGUAACAGAAGAGGCCAAGGUCCCCGUGGCUGAAACCAUCGAGCAACCUGAAAGUCCUUCAACAGUUGCAGAGCCCAAAGAUGUCCCACUAGAGGGAGAGACUGAGACAUCGGUUGCAGUUCCAAAGGAAUAGCUACAAUCUGAUCAAAUCAAAGGACAGGAACCAUCUCAUUUUGAUUAUUCAAAAUCUGCUAAGGUUGACUCAAGGUGCAGCAAAGGUGAUGCAGAGAAAACCUGCAAGGCUUAUUGAUUGGGGAGUCCAGGAUAGUUUCCAAAGUGUAAUAUAUUUCUAUUAUGUGAUUUAAUACAAUAAUAUUAGGUCAACUAAAGAUGAUUGACAUUAAUUUAUAAUCAUCUGAUUAUGUAACCAUUAACUAGGCCAUUACAUUUGUACACAUUAGGAACUUCUAAACAUGUAUUCUAUUUAUGAAUGAUGAUAAUCUGACCAAUUUAAAUUGCAAGUUAUGAUAGUGUUUACCAAACAAUACUGAAUAGGAUAGAUUACUGUUGCAAUGGAGAAAUACGUAACACACACUGUCCACCACCAAGGCCGCUUACUUUCAUCUCUGCCUCUAACUUGCCCCUAUCACCAAACCCCUUCCUGAAAAGCCCCUUCUGCACAUAUACUCAAGUGCUGGUGGACAGCCUUUCGCUGGCCAAUACUCCACAGGCUAGCAGUCACUUCCUGUCCGGAUUGGGACAGUAGAAUGCUAGUGCAUUUCAGUGGUUACAAUUGCCGUGACCUGACACUAUCGCAAGCAGUAAGGAAACUAACAGCUUCCCAUUACUGAAAACCCACUAGCAUUUAAAAGCACCCACCACUAUCCCCAUUCCCUCACCACCCCAUCCCAGGGAUAUGCUUUUGAUGCCCCCAGAGAACUUGAGCAGGAAGGAAAGCCUUACUUAAGGCAGGAGAGUUGGCAUUUUCAAAAUUUAAAACAGCCAAAUAAAUUUAAGUUUAAGUCAAUAUUCUAUUUAAAAAAGCAAACAAUUUGAAGUAAAAUGUUCUCCUUGUAUACUUCACUUUAAAGUUCAACCGAGAUAAUGCAGUUGUGCUAUUGUAAUUCGGAAACCAAAUUAAUGUUUUGUUUGUGGUGGUUGUGUCAACAGUUACAUUUUCAAUUUUUUUGCAAAAGAACUGAAAUAAAGUAGUUGGAAGUAA